Messenger RNA from Paramecium sonneborni, 2155 nucleotides. The record is from the annotation of a GenBank genome assembly. Lineage: Eukaryota; Ciliophora; Oligohymenophorea; Peniculida; Parameciidae.
AUGUAUAGAAACUCAAAUUUUCCAUUAUAAGAACCAAAAAAAAAAGAAAUUGAUUUUUAAGCAGUUGACAGACUUCUAGAAUACACUAAACAAACUCAUAAAAAUUCUUAGGGACAAAUAAAAUUGGCAGAUUAAGAUGAAAAAGAAAAAUAUAAAAAUGCUAGAGCUAAUUCAUUAACUUAAAGGAUUUCUCUUUAUGAAUCAAAUUAAUAGUAUAAAAGAGAUAGAUUAUCUUUUCAGGAUAUAGACUUUUGUAAGAUUGUUAUGUUUUUAAUGGCUGCUGAAAUAGAAAGACUUAGAGAAUAAUUAGAAGAAAAUUUAAAUUAAGAACAAAUUAGAAAGAACUUUGAAGGAAUGUAAUCUUCUAUUAAUUAAUGGAGACUUAGAUUUGAAUAAAAGUAAUAUUCUUAUAAAUAAAAUAUAGAGAGGAAGAGUGUGAUUAACUAAGAGAAGAAUUAAUCAAUUUUAAAAAAAUUAAUAAAGAGAAUUAUGAAAAAAAUGUUUAAGCAUUAUAUCUACAAAUUGAAAAAUAAAAAACUGAAAUUGAAGAAUGUUAGCUGUAUUCAAAAUAAAAGCAAGAUGAAAUUGUUUCUUUAAAUUUAUAACUGUAAUAAAAAAAAAAUUAAUUGGAUCAAUCAGACAUGACUAUAAAAAUGUUAAAAAAUGAAGGGCAAAACUUGUUAAACAAACAUGAUCUAAAAUAUGAUUAAUUUAUUGAUGAACUUAACAAUGAGAUUGAAAACCUUUAACAAAAUUACAGAAAGUUAUAUAAUGAUUAUUAGUAAUAUAAAUAAAGUUAAAGUUAAAUGUAUGAAUAAUAGACUUAGGUACCCAAUUCUAGAAUUCAGAGUUAAUAAUAAUAAUAAUACAUUCUUUAAGAAAAUAAAGAAAUAAANUAUUUAAUCAAUUGGAAGCUAAUUUACAAUAAAUUAUAUUCUUAUUUUUUUGAAGAAAUGAUUCCUAAUCUUUUAAUCAUUAUUAUUUAGAAGGUCUAAUUCUUAUUAAGUGUUAAAAUAUUAUUAAAAAAUAAGUUAAAUCAACAAAAAGUAAAUUAAAUGUAUAGAAACUCAAAUUUUCCAUUAUAAGAACCAAAAAAAAAAGAAAUUGAUUUUUAAGCAGUUGACAGACUUCUAGAAUACACUAAACAAACUCAUAAAAAUUCUUAGGGACAAAUAAAAUUGGCAGAUUAAGAUGAAAAAGAAAAAUAUAAAAAUGCUAGAGCUAAUUCAUUAACUUAAAGGAUUUCUCUUUAUGAAUCAAAUUAAUAGUAUAAAAGAGAUAGAUUAUCUUUUCAGGAUAUAGACUUUUGUAAGAUUGUUAUGUUUUUAAUGGCUGCUGAAAUAGAAAGACUUAGAGAAUAAUUAGAAGAAAAUUUAAAUUAAGAACAAAUUAGAAAGAACUUUGAAGGAAUGUAAUCUUCAAUUAAUUAAUGGAGACUUAGAUUUGAAUAAAAGUAAUAUUCUUAUAAAUAAAAUAUAGAGAGGAAGAGUGUGAUUAACUAAGAGAAGAAUUAAUCAAUUUUAAAAAAAUUAAUAAAGAGAAUUAUGAAAAAAAUGUUUAAGCAUUAUAUCUACAAAUUGAAAAAUAAAAAACUGAAAUUGAAGAAUGUUAGCUGUAUUCAAAAUAAAAGCAAGAUGAAAUUGUUUCUUUAAAUUUAUAACUGUAAUAAAAAAAAAAUUAAUUGGAUCAAUCAGACAUGACUAUAAAAAUGUUAAAAAAUGAAGGGCAAAACUUGUUAAACAAACAUGAUCUAAAAUAUGAUUAAUUUAUUGAUGAACUUAACAAUGAGAUUGAAAACCUUUAACAAAAUUACAGAAAGUUAUAUAAUGAUUAUUAGUAAUAUAAAUAAAGUUAAAGUUAAAUGUAUGAAUAAUAGACUUAGGUACCCAAUUCUAGAAUUCAGAGUUAAUAAUAAUAAUAAUACAUUCUUUAAGAAAAUAAAGAAAUAAAUAUGUUAAAUUAAAUGAAUCAAUAACUAUAAAAUGAAAAUACCAAGCUUAAAGACGAUUUAUUUAAGUAAUCAAGAGAACUGAAACAUGGUGUUGUUGAUCAAAUGUACUACUUUUUCGUAUUUAUUUAUACGGAAGUUCAAAACUUUUAAAUUAUAAAGCAUUUAUAUAUCUACUAGUUCAUAUAAUAUUUCAUGAUUAUGUGA